Molecule: messenger RNA, 2607 nt
Organism: Lucilia cuprina (Australian sheep blowfly)
Lineage: Eukaryota; Metazoa; Arthropoda; Insecta; Diptera; Calliphoridae
Product: fatty-acid amide hydrolase 2-A
Exons: 3
Coding region: 391-2070 (559 amino acids)
Source: RefSeq, a predicted model, not a curated record
AUAAUUAACAAAAUAAAUAUCAGAAAAACAAGUGUGUUUUUUGUGUACUCUAUUGCCAAUGUCUACAUUUUCAUUCAUCCUUCGUUGUCUGUCUGCCUAACGUUUUAGUUGACAGCUGCGCUGCUGCAUUGUUCUGCUGCCGCAUGCCGGUGUAAAAACAACAAAUUUUCAUACAAAAAAUCAGUUGUGUGGUAAAAGUGUUUGACGAAGGUUGUUCAAUAUUGUUUAAAGUGUGCAGUGGAAUGAGUGUGUGUGUUUAUUUGUAAAUCUUUUAAGAAAUUUCAUCUUAAAGAUAAAUUAUAAUACUAGCGUUAGAAAAAGAAAACAAUUUUCAAUAAUAUUGUGUUAUGUUAAAAAAUAUUGCGUUGAUUUUAUAACUACGGCAUCAUCAUGUCACUCGUCACUAAACCAUUCGUUUUAGUAGUGGAUCUUAUAAAAUCAAUAAUAAAUUAUGGUAAAAGUCAGCUGCAUAAUCUAUUUGAUGAAAUUAUGGGGUACAUAAUGCGGCGCUUUCUGCGUACGGCAAUGAUCGUGUUCAGUUGGUUCGUUGUACCCUAUAGUCGUUUCACCAACAUCAAAGUGAACCGUCAAAAGCUGCCGCCCAUAAAAUCGCAUCUAUUGGAAAUACCCGCCGUUGAUCUUGCCAAAAUGAUAAGAACCAGAAAGAUCAAAAGUGAAGAAGUGGUGGAAGCCUAUAUAGAGCGAUGUAAACAGGUGAAUCCUCUGAUAAAUGCCAUUGUACAAGAUCGUUUUGAGGAGGCAUUACAGGAAGCCCGCGAGGUAGAUCGUAUAAUCGAAAUGGGUCUGAGUACGGAAGAGGAAAUGGAAGAAAAUACUCCUCUUCUAGGCAUACCGGUGACAGUGAAGGAAUCCAUAGCCGUUAAGGGAAUGACAAAUCAAGCGGGACGUGUUUUUAAAACACCACAAAUAGCAAAAUCUGAUGCACCUGUGGUAGAACAAAUAAAACGUUAUGGUGGUAUUAUACUGCUAGUAUCCAAUACUCCCGAGUUGUGUCUGCUAUGGGAGACGUAUAACAACGUUACGGGUCAGACAAGAAAUCCUUACGAUUUAAAAAGAACACCGGGUGGUUCAUCGGGUGGAGAAGCUGCUUUAUUAGCUAGUGGAGCCUCAUUGCUGGGUUUAACAUCGGAUAUUGGAGGUUCCUCUAGAUUGCCGGCCAUGUUUAGUGGUAUAUGGGGCCAUAAACCAACACCGUAUGCGGUUUCGUUUAAAGGUCAUCAUCCUACAUCUGAUUUUCCUAAAUGGGGUGAUUUUUUCACCAUAGCUCCCAUGACCAGAUAUGCCAAGGAUUUGCCUUUGCUGUUGAGAUGUAUGACUGAUCCUACCGGUCCUAAGCUUACAUUGGAAAAGGAAAUAAGUGUUACCGGUAUACGUUUCUUCUUUAUGGAUAACGAUGGUCCUUCGGGUAUGAUGAGACCUUUGAGUCGUGAUUUGCAUGCUGCUAUAAAUCGUGUAGCAAAUGAUUUCAAUGCCAAACGUGUUAAUAUACGUAAAAUGAAAUGGUCUUUAGACAUAUCACUCUCAGCCAUGUUAACCAUGAAAAAUAUUGAAACUAUUUACCACAAAACCGAAGAAGGCCAAAGACCCAAAACAGUUUGUACCGAAACGGUAAAAUAUUUCUUUGGCUGUUCCGACAGCAUACUACCUUCGGUUAUAUUUGGUCAUUUGCAAAACUUCAUGAAAAUCAUACCAAAUUCACGACACAAACAUUUAGCCACCAUUAUUGAGGCUUUAAAGACUGAAUUCAAAGAAUUGCUGGGUAAUGAUGGGGUUUUCAUUUAUCCCACAUUCCCGAAUACAGCCCAUCAGCAUUAUCAAAUCUAUCAUAAGUUAUUGGAGCCCAUGUAUAUGGCCAUUUUCAAUACCUUGGGUUUACCCGUAACCAAUUGUAUGAUUGGUUUAGAUAGACGUCGUCUACCCAUGGGUAUACAAGUAGUGGCGAAUCCGGGACAGGAUCAUUUGUGUCUAGCUGUGGCACGAGAAAUGGAAAGACGUUAUGGUGGUUGGGUAAGACCACCAUCGGAGGAUUCUAGUAAACGUAUUGACUAAAGUAUAAAUUAAUAUACUUAAAACAAUUAGAUCAUUUAUCAUUAUUUCAUAGAUUUAAUUUUUUUCAUUCAUCUUAACAUCACAUUUUAUGGAUUUUUUAAAACCAAUUGCAAUUUUUUUAUAGUUUGACUUCAUUACAAUUUGUUUAAGUAAUUUACUUAAAAUUUUAUAUAUAUUACGACAAGUUACGUUUUAUACGUAACAAUUAACUAAAUCUCAAAUUUUCACUGUCAAUAGUGUUGACACACAUUUUAUUAUUUUUUAAAUUGUUCUUUUAAAUAUUUAUAAUUUUUUAAAUUAUUUUCUCAUAAACUUCUCAAUUUUUUUUUAAUAAUUACAUAAUAUUUUAAGAAUAAUACAAAAUUAUGUAAAUAAUUUUUGAACAUAAAAUUACGUAAUUAAACAUAUCAAAGAUUUCGUUUCAUCUUUUACAUCACGAUUAUUUUUUUUUCUUUUAUAUUUUUUAUAUACAUAAUUUCUUUUAUACAUUAAUUAUAUAAAUAAAUCUUUUAAAAUUUUGUAAAUAAAAAUAUAAAU